Messenger RNA from Phasianus colchicus (ring-necked pheasant), 5094 nucleotides. NCBI's taxonomy places the organism in Eukaryota, Metazoa, Chordata, Aves, Galliformes, Phasianidae. The record is from RefSeq and is a predicted model, not a curated record.
AAACAGUCUAGUAUGAAACAGUAGCAUCUGAAGGUUGCCAUGAAAACCAAGCAUAUAUUUGUUAGCAGUACUAAGUGGUAGGGGUUGCAGAAGAAGAAUCCAUAAGCAUUCUUUAUCCUCGUGUGUUUCUUUCAGGAUAUGUUCCUUAAAUCAUUAUGGUCGUUAGUUUACUUUGGCUUUCCUCAUCUAUGGAGCUGGUCAGGCAAGGGAAAAGCUCCUCUCCAAAAUGGAAACUUGUAGAAACUGACAUCUGUAGAUGGUAGCUCUGUACUCCUUCUCUAACUGACCUUUCUUGAUGAAUCAGAACUACAGCUUGGUUGAAGGGGAAAGGCCAUCUCUUCCACGUAGAAGAAGGGAUCCUGUACAACAAACUUAUACAAGUGUUAUGGGGCCAGUGUCGUGUAGUGGUUUGAUUUUGACAUAUUGAGGGGGAAGUCACAUUUAAAGAAUAUUGUUUCAGAUUGGCUUGUGUUGAAAGGAACGUAAUGAUAUGUUAGCUUCAAACAGUGAUCGUUUCUGGUGCUUCUGGUACUGAAACUGAGACAUAUUGAAGGCCAAGUUGCAGCCUAUUUCUGUCUCUUCUGUUUCUGCCUGUGUCCCUGACCUAGAAGUAUUUGUUUUCUAGGUUCAGAGAUGUCUGAGUAUGAUGCAGGUCUAUGGGGAGCACUGCCCUUAUAGAAGGAGAAGGAGCUGUAUUCACAGAGGAAGGGAUGAGUGUGUAGCCGAGGAGAUUAGGAUCAUAUUUCAGGUUGUCUGAAGGGCAAUUGCAGUCCCAGAAAUAGUUUCAAAUACAUUUAGCAGAUGUGAUGUAUGUAGCACUUAGAGUGGUGCCUGUUCCCGGAAUGUACUGCAGGGAUACAAUCAAGAGAGGGAAGAAAGUUUGAUGAGUAUAAAACAUUUAAACUUGCAUCCUUAGAGUAAACAAACUGUCCAAUUCCAUGGCACUUUACUAAGAUAUGGUUAUUAAGCUAAGUUUAUUGGCUGCUGGCCCCUAACUUCAUCAACAUGACAGUUAUAACUGCUAAGGAAUUUGUUGAGCCAAACUGAAUAACUAUUCAUUACUGAUGAAAAUUAGAUAUUUCAAUUUGUGUCAGCCAACAAAAUCCUGGAGACCACCAGCACACCAGCACUUUGACACGGUGUCUGUUGUUCCAUUAAAGCUGGAAGAGGAGCAUAUGCAGACCCUGAGGAGGAAAGAUUUGGAAGUGCAGAGCUUGACUUUGCAGAACAAACUGGAAGAAAAGACUUGGAGCCAGGAGAAGAGUUUGCUGCAGCAAGAACUCAGACAUUUCAAGCAGGACACUUUCCUCGUAUAUGUCAAACUGAAGUGGCUGCUGAAACAUUGGCGGCAAGGCAAGCGAAUGGACGAUGAUGCGGAGGACAUAUUAGAGAUCGAGCAUCUUGAAGCCCUCCCAGAAUUUGGCAUUCAGUCUGAGCAGAAGGCGGAUGAUACGGAGCGAGAGGAGGAGGAAGAGGAUGUUGUGUUUGCACUGACAGAUUUCUCCCAGCGUCCCACUGCAGAGAGUGCAGAUCACGGACCACAGCUGCAGACUGCAGAGUUACUGCAGCAGCAGAAGCAGGCAAGUGAGAAUCGGAAGCUGCUGAGUGCUGUGAAGGGCCUGCUGGAUGACUUCCGCUCCGAGCUGCGGGACGAUGAGCGCGAGCGCCAGGGGCUCCAGCAGCAGUAUGCCCUGGACAAGGCAGCUUGGGAGGUGGAAAUGACUGAGCUGAAGUGCCAUCUGGAACAGCUGGAAGGGAAGAAUGAGAGCAGCUUAGCAGAAACAGGCCUCACUUCUGAUGCAAAGGGAGCUUUUAAACGGGAAAGAGAGGAGCAUAAGAAGCUUCUGGCUGAGACUCACGGUGUGGUGAUGGACCUCCGCUGGCAAAUCCAGCACAGUGAGAAGAACUGGAACCGAGAAAAAGUGGAACUCCUGGACAGGCUUGAUAGAGACCGGCGAGAAUGGGAACGCCAAAAGAAAGAGCUGCUCAGGCGAAUAGAGCAGCUUCAGAAAGAAGUGAGCCCACGAAGAGGAGGGGGCUUUCUAUGUGACCAGAAGGAGAGUAACCUUCGUCCAUUUACGACCCAGGGGAACCUUCAUAUGCCCCGUCCGAUGGGAUCAAGAUCCUACUCUGACUCGGAUGCCAUUCAGUUUGAUGACCGGUCACUGUCCAAGCUGAAGGAGAGCGAUCGGUGCAGCGCCACAGAGAACCUCUUCCUGGAGUCACUGUCUCUUGAUUCCCCCGAUGAGUCGGAGGAGCAUCGCUCCCGGCAGCUGGAGCGAGAGAAAUUUGUGACCGGAUUAACAGAAGAGGAAGAAACACACAAAGGAAAUCUUCAAAGGGCAAUGUCCGUUUCUUCCAUGUCAGAAUUCCAGCGCUUAAUGGAUAUUUCUCCAUUUCUACCAGAAAAAAACUUGCCUUUAUCCAGCAGCAAAGAUGACAUAACCCCUCCUUUGUCACCUGAUGAUCUGAAAUACAUUGAGGAUUUCAACAAAAACUGGGAUUACAGUAGCACCAGGAAUCAUGGGGGGGGCACCGAGAAGCCUGCAGAAGGGUGGACAGAAUCUGGGAAAGCUGGGAAUGAUCCUACUCCAGAUCCUUUCCAGGCCUCAUCGUGGUACCUCACCACCAGCGUCACAAUGACAACUAACACCAUGACCAGCCCGGAGCACUGCCAGAAGCAGCCCACAAGGAGUCAUGGUGUAACUGAAAAGAUGGGAGUUCGGAUCUUCCACAGCCCACCAGUGGUCCGUAGGUUUGAUAACUCAGUGAUAACUGGCAGUGAAGGGAAAAGCCAAGUGGAGCCAGACUUCCUGUUUUCUAUGACCAAAGCUAUGGGGAACGUUGCUGAGGCAAAAGGUCCUUCCUCCGACAUGUUUGGAAGAUGGUCUUGUGACCUGACCAAACACCAUAAGGAUUUUCUGGAGAAUGGUCUUCAUCCCAUUGAACGUCCUAUUUGCACUACUGUGGGCUUUGCCUCACCCUUGCACAGCUUGGAGAUGUCCAAAAACAUGAGCGAUGAUAUGAAGGAGGUUGCUUUCUCUGUCCGAAAUGCGAUACGCUCUAACUCUAAUUCAGGAGAGCCUCAGUUUAAGGACACCGCGUGUCAAACCAAUGGUAUGAGAACAACAGGGACACAGACCACCCAGACCAUCAGUGUUGGCUUGCAGACAGAAACCCUGCGCAGUAUCACCAGCAGUCCACACAAGUGUCUGACACCAAAGGGGGGGUCCACGCCUGUCUCUUCACCAUCCAGAAGCCUGAGAAGCAGGCAAGUGACCCCCGUCAUUGAAAAGGUCCAGGCUAAGUUUGAACGCACAUGCUGCUCCCCCAAAUAUGGCUCUCCAAAGCUGCAAAGAAAAAUUCUUCCCAAAUCAGACCAGCCAAAUAACAGGACUUUGCCUGGCACACCUCAGAAAGGAUUCAGUGAGUCUGCUUGGGCUCGAUCAACUACUACAAGGGAGAGUCCUGUCCAUACCACCAUCAAUGAUGGCCUCUCCAGUUUGUUCAACAUCAUUGACCAUAGCCCCAUCUUUCAUGAGACCUUCCAAAAAUGCCCCAGGUCUAGCAGCCGAUCCAGGUCAGCAGAACCCAGACCAGAGCUGGGCCCAUUGCAGGAGCCAUGUACUAAUGCCCGUGGCAGAUCACCCAGUCCUCUCCGUUUGGGUACAGAGACACAAAAGGAAGAUGGGACUGAGGUGACAAGUAUCAGGCAGGACUUAUCUGCUCCUCCAGGGUAUACACUUACAGAAAAUGCUGCCAGGAUCUUGAAUAAGAAACUUUUGGAGCAUGCCUUAAAGGAAGAGAGAAGGCUACCUUCACACAGCCCACCAAAUCUUAGCAAUGACAACAGCACAGGAGAAAUUGUCAAAGUAGAUCCAGGGUCCAUAGAGGAACUGCCUUGUUCUGCACUAGCCCCAUCCCUUGAACCCUGCUUCUCCCGGCCAGAGAGACCAGCGAACCGGCGCCCACCAUCCCGAUGGGCUUCACAUUCCCCUACUGCCUCACAGUCACAGUCAACCGGAGACCUGACUUCCUCAAAGGAAAGUGGAGGCAAGGAGCCGCCAGCGGAGGCUGUGAGCCAGGGAGACCAGUCGGCGUGAGCGGCUGCAGGCACUGCGCCGGGGCUGGCCUCUGCAGGGGGCCUGACGGAGGAGUCCCGUAGUGGAGGUCAAAGAAUGUUCUCAAACGCAGCUGCUGAAUGUCCGACCCCUGAAACCGAGGUGUUUCUAGAAUGAAACAGUUAAUGUGCCUGUAAUAACUUAAUUUUUUUUCAUAGCUGAGAAAACUAUUUUUGUCUCCAUCUUUUCUACAUACAGUAUAUUAACAAAAAAAAAAAAAAAAAAGGUAAAAAUGAUAUAAAGUAAGAUUUAAAAUAAAAUGUAAAUUAAGUUUUAAGGGAAUUUGAAUACGUGCUCACGCUCUCUCCAAAUACUGACUGCCUUUCGGUUAUAUUUGCACUGUUAUUUUUUCAGUUUCAGUUUGGGUUUUUUGGGUUGUUUUCGUUUUUGUUUUUGUCAUGUGAAACUAGAGUCUUAAGUUAAUUUUAUUCUAUUUUAAUGUCAGUGUUAUCAGUUUUUAAAUGUAAGUUUCUUAAAGGUGCUUCGACUGUCUGAAGCAAUACCUUUUAAGUAGCGAAGAAAGCCAUUAAGCUAGUUCACUAGAAUUGUAUUAGCUGAAAUGGAGGGGAAUACAGGUAAACACAAGAAAAAGUGUAAAAAAGAAUGCCUCAGAAAGUCGUAUGGCGUUAGCUGUAAAAUACACCUACGAUACUUGACUUGCAUGCCUCUGGGUCCUUGCACUUUAGUGCAUGUACAUACUGCUACUGUACUUCUGCCGUCACAUAAACGUGAGUCCAUCUGUUCCACUGUAAUAUUGUCGUGAGUUUACCUGUACUGUACUUUUAUUGUUGAUAUUCUUGCAUUGACUAUACAAAAGGAGUUUUUAAAUUAUUGUUAGCAGUUCAACUGGCUAUGUACAGUGUUUACUGAGAACUUCUUUCAUUUUGGGAAAACCAUUGAGAACUCUGGGCAUACCAACUUGUAACUGGCCUUGUUUAGGAGUCUGUCGGAGAUCAUGUGGAGUGGAAAUAAA